AUGAAACGAAGUCAAGUUAAUCGUAUUGUUGCAAUCGCGAUAUGUGUAUUCAUUCUUUAUAGUGUCAGUUAUUUCAUUCCUGAUACUUCUGAUUCAGUAUUAAAACAACAAGCUUUAAAUAAAGAUCCUGUUUCCAUGACCUCAUCUAAAUUAGAUGAAAUUAAUAAUCGAAUUCAAGAAAUGAAAGAUAUUUCCAAAACUGGUCCAACUCCACAAUUAAAUUUAGCUGAAUUACAAAAAUUAAAAGAAGAAGAAGAAAAAAAAUUAAUUAUUCAACAAAGUAGUGUUAAAGUUAAUCAAAUUGAAGCUAGUAAAGAUCAAUUACGUAAGAAAUAUAAAGCUGCCAAUCCAGGUACCAAAAAGAUGAAAGCAACUUUUGUUACAUUAGCUCGUAAUAAUGAAUUACAUGAUUUAAUUCGGGCUAUAAGACAAGUUGAAGAUCGGUUUAAUCUGAAAUUCAAUUAUGAUUGGGUCUUUUUCAAUGAUGUUCCAUUCUCUGAUGAAUUCAUUAAACAAACCUCGGCCAUGACAAGUGGUGAAACCAAAUAUGGUUUAAUCCCUACUGAACAUUGGUCUUAUCCUGAUUUUAUUGAUAAAGAUAAAGCUGCUAAAGCAAGAAAAAAAAUGAAAGAUGAUAAUAUUAUCUAUGGAGAUUCAGAAAGUUAUAGACAUAUGUGUAGAUUUGAAUCAGGAUUCUUUUGGCAAAGUGAAUUAUUGGCUGAUUAUGAUUGGUAUUGGAGAGUUGAACCUGGUAUUCAAAUUUAUUGUGAUAUUGAUUAUGAUGUAUUUCAAUUUAUGGAAGAUAAUAAUAAAGUUUAUGGUUUCACUAUUUCAAUUCAUGAAUUUUUAGCUACCAUUCCAUCACUUUGGGAACAUACUAAAAAAUUCAUUGAAGAAAAUCCUCAAUAUUUACAUCCUGAAAAUUUCCUUAAUUUUAUAAGUGAUGAUAAUGGUGAUAGUUAUAAUUUAUGUCAUUUUUGGUCAAAUUUUGAAAUUGCCAAUUUAAAUUUUUGGAGAUCAGAAGCUUAUCGAAAAUAUUUUGAUUAUUUAGAUUCCACCGGUGGAUUCUUUUAUGAACGUUGGGGUGAUGCUCCAAUUCAUUCAAUUGCGGUAUCUUUAUUUGCUCCCAAAGAUCAAAUUCAUUAUUUUGAUGAUGUAGGAUAUAAUCAUGGAGUUUAUCAUCAAUGUCCGAUUAAUGCAGAUUUUAGACAAGAACAUAAAUGUUUAUGUAAUCCUGAUCAAGAUUUCACCUUUAGAGGUUAUUCUUGUGGUAAUAAAUAUUAUGAUGUUAUGGGAUUAGCCAAACCUGAUAAUUGGGAAAAAUUCACCUAG
Messenger RNA from Scheffersomyces coipomensis, 1332 nucleotides. Its product is annotated as glycosyltransferase family 15 protein. Gene Ontology annotation, biological process: cell wall mannoprotein biosynthetic process; protein O-linked glycosylation; protein N-linked glycosylation. The record is from RefSeq and is a predicted model, not a curated record. Bases 1 to 1332 code for a protein of 443 amino acids. NCBI's taxonomy places the organism in Eukaryota, Fungi, Ascomycota, Pichiomycetes, Serinales, Debaryomycetaceae. The transcript has a single exon. Gene Ontology annotation, molecular function: alpha-1,2-mannosyltransferase activity. Gene Ontology annotation, cellular component: Golgi apparatus; membrane.